Molecule: messenger RNA, 1145 nt
Organism: Capsicum annuum
Lineage: Eukaryota; Viridiplantae; Streptophyta; Magnoliopsida; Solanales; Solanaceae
Product: chitin-binding lectin 1
Exons: 3
Coding region: 172-807 (211 amino acids)
Molecular function (GO): metal ion binding
Source: RefSeq, a predicted model, not a curated record
UUCCAAACAACUUCCAUUUAAUUUGAUAAGUUUGUUCCAACUUUAUUCCUUCUAUUUUCCAAUUAUUUUUUCUUGACUUUUUGAUCUUUCUUUCCAUACUAUAUAUUUUCAAUAAAACUACACUUUCUUCUCUCCACACAAAUUCAUUGUUCUUCAACCUAAGUAUCAACCAUGGGUGGUCAUAAUAAUAAGAUAGCCAUCAUGGUACUCAAUGUUAAUCUUCAGUGUUGUAGCUGUUACAAGAAGGUCAAAAAAAUUCUCUGUAAAUUCCCUCAAAUUAGAGACCAAAUAUAUGAUGAGAAGGGCAAUAAAGUCACAAUUACUGUGAUUUGUUGCAAUCCUGAAAAAGUACGUGACAAAUUGUGUAGUGAAGGAUGUGGAGUAAUCAAAAGCAUUGAAAUCAAAGAGCCUCCAAAGCCCAAACCUCCUAAGCCUAAACCGCACCCAGUUGCACCAGCACCAGUGCCAGUUCCAUUGCCAGUUCAAGAAUGCCCACCACCCCCAGUUGCACCAGCACCAGUGCCAGUUCAAGAAUGCCCACCACCCCCAGUUGCAGCACCACCAGUGCCAGUUCAAAAAUGCCCUCCGCCACCAUCAGAAUAUUGUUGUGGACAAUGUUACGAAGGCCAUACCGGGGGCCCAUGUUAUCAGUGGUACGGAAGACCGGUCCCGCCGCCCCCGUGUUACGGUAACUAUGGAUAUAUCUAUGGGCCUGGGCCUUAUUGCUAUAAUAGAGGGUGUUAUGUGAGCAGAUGUGAUCCAUAUCUAUGCAGUGAUGAAAAUGCCACAGGAUGCUCAAUUAUGUAAGGUGUGGCCCAAUGGGCCAUUAGCUUCUUGUUAUGGGUCAUUUUCUGGGCCCAUCAAUGUUGUUGUUGUUGUAUUGUUAUAGAUGUAAAACAAUGUAUAUAUCUCUUCCAUCCAACUUUGAAGGAGCUAACUUUUGAAUCUAUAUAAAAAGUUAGCUAUUGGAAGGAUAUCAAUGAUUUUAUGGUGCAUGAAUUGUAUAGAAAUUGGUGUAUCUAUUGUGUAGCAGCAGACAUGUUUCCUUCCCUUCAAUUUGUUAUCGGAAGCAGUUGUAUUUAUAUCCCACUUGUACGAUUACAGUGGGUAUAUUAUAUAUUGAGUUGGUUUGGUUGUUGUUAUUA